Messenger RNA from Hydatigera taeniaeformis, 996 nucleotides. Lineage: Eukaryota; Metazoa; Platyhelminthes; Cestoda; Cyclophyllidea; Taeniidae. The record is from the annotation of a GenBank genome assembly.
GAUGAGGACGACGACGAAUACGACGAGAAGGCAGGUGGCGGCGGUGAGGGCAUGGGCUCUCAGAUUGGUCGUCGGGUUCGACGGGAACGUGAGGGCAAGAUGCCUCCCCUACUGUCCCGUGUGAACGGUCAAAUUGAGGUGCUCGGCUUCAACAUUCGUCAGCGUCGCGCCUUUGUUAACUCAGUCCUCCGCUAUGGACUGCCACCGCCGCCUUCCUCGCUAUCCAUGGGAGGCGUAUCAGCGGCGUCAGCUACCGCCUCUACGGCUUGGCAUUCGCGCGAUCUUAAGGGCAAACCGGAACGCGUGUUCCGUGCCUAUGUGGCCCUCUUCAUGCGCCACUUGUGUGAGCCGGAGAGCAUGAAUCAGGACAAUAAUGCCACGUACUCUGAUGGCACCCCAAGGGAUGGGAUUUCUCACCAACCCAUCCUCUCCCGUAUUGGCGUUAUGGCCUUGGUGCGCAAAAAGGUGCAGGAGUUUGAGCAAAUCAACGGUCUCUACAGCAUUCCAGACUCCACCACUGCCCCAGAAACCGCGUCAGUUGCAGGGACAGAUGCAACUACAUCAAAUACUGCAGCUAGUGGUGAAGGUGGUGGCUGUGAUAGACCAGAGGGAUCAUCCACUCCUCUCACUCAACCCCUCUGCGUUGCUGUGACCUCCUCCAACCCCAGUGGCAAUGGAGGUGCAAGUUGCUCGGAUGACGCCUCAAAAGCUAGCGAUAAGACCGAACCGAUGGACAUUAGUAUUGUCGAUGAAAGUACUGCUGCUGUCACUGCUUCGACGGCCCCAGCUGUUAGAAAUGGUGAUACUGAUGCGGCAGCAGCAACGGUGGCGCUGGCAAUAGACGAGGGAGAUGCGCUUGAACCCGAAGGCGGGCUGAAAAUCGAUGAGAGUGGUGCUGGUGGUGUCUGUGACCCCAUGGAUGUUGACGAAAAAGUAAGGAAAUGCUUUUUUAUGUUAUUCACAUUGCCUGUGCACUCUUGUUGCUACAAAAAUUAA